AUGGGCGUGGCCUCGGCCAAAUGGCGUUUUCAUGGAUUGAGCAGGUUUUCUCUGAUUUUUGGUCAAAGGCGAUGAAAAAUGAUUGUUCGACAUGAAAACACACUAAUUCUCAGAAUUAGUUGACGUUUUGGCGCAUUUUUCGCGGACUUUGUUUUUUCGCCUUCGCCGCCUCAAAACCGCACUUCUUAUUUUGCGCUUUCUUGACACGGCAAAGGCGCGCCACUUUUGCGCAAAGUUAGCGCAGCUUCAGCUGGCUAGUUGCGCAAAAGCUGCGUAAAGUCUGCGCAAAAGCUGUCACUUUUAAAAGUUUGCCCAAAUGCUGCUUAAAAAUGUUCAGUUUAUUUCCACUUCAUUUCUGCAUGAAAAAACAAUUUUAUUUUGAUAGUAUAAAAACCAGAAACAAGUACCAUUUAGAGAGUAGUGAUUGUAUAGUCUUCGUCACUUUCAUAAGUGAAAAAAGACACGUUGUUAUAAGUGAAAAUGCAGGCGAUGUAGGAGACACCAUCCUCAAAAUCUGAAAUUCUCAUCUACGAGUUAUAAAAUUCUCUGCUAACUCACUGAAACACUCUUCUGAUUCAUGAAUCGGAGGAGUAACGCAUGUGAAUCGUUCAAACAUCUUAAAUAAUUGUGAAGUAGCUCGAAUUCAAGUGAUUUCAUACAAAUUUUCAAUAACACUCGCUUCUAAACGAAAUCCGACUGAAAUUUCGCUUGAAAUGCGCUCAAACCGAGAAAAUACGGAAAAAGAUAAGUAGUUUAAGUUUGAUAAGCAACAAAAAACAAAUAAAACGCGUAAAAACAAGCUGGAAAAAGCGAACAGUACUGAAAUUGCAAAGUUUUCAUAACAGUUUCGCCAUGCCUUAAAGUUUGCGCAAAAUCUGCGAGGAUCCUUAAAGUUUGCGCAACGUGGCGCGCCUUUGCCGAGUAGCUCAUGUACCAGAGGGGCAUUCAAAGGUAUUUCAUAAAAGGCUAUCAGACCAUACUCUGGCAAUUCGAUAUUAAUCUAAUUAGAAAGUUACUGAUCUAAACGCGACCUAAUUAGAUUCGAAUGUUUUUUCUUGGUGCAAUCGAGAUUUGAGCCAACAGACGUUUGGCGUGAAACUUGAUUUGAGCACUUAUUAAUCUAGCUAGAAGAUUUAUUAAUCUAGCUAGACAAUUUAUUAAUCUAAUUAGGUGUCAUAUCAAUCUUAUUAGGCCGCCGUAUAACUCGAGUAGACUGCGAUUAGAUUAAUAACGAAAUGCCAGAGUACUCCUAGGGAGGCAACAGUAGUCUCACAGGGGACAUCACUAUUCAGUACUUACAAGAGAAACUCUGGAGGUGCGGUAUGUGAAAUUUCUGAAAUUUUUCACCCUGAAUCGCAAUAUCGUCAAAAUGUAAAAAAAGUAAUACCAUCGAGCUGAAUCCAAGUUUCUGAAACUCCAGGAUUUCUCUUGUAAGUACUGAAAAAUUAUGUUUUUUUUUUAAAAGAUAAAAAUUGACUUUCAGAUGUUUUUCAUGUGCGUCACUAGAGUAUCGAAUUCUUUUCGACCAGGACCUGUCUAUAUCCAGGAAAGUUAGGUUGGUAGAUACUCUUUCUAUUGAUUAUUGUUUUUUUACAGCAUACCCAAGUUUGACAGAUUAUGUGAUUUGGAAGAGAUGGUACAAGGAUUCGCACCUGUGGAGAACUGUCAUUCCACUUGUGUCACAAUUUUUGAACCACAAUACUUUGGAGGUAAAAUGCAUCCUUUCAUAGUACUGAACUACUAUUGUGGUAUUUGCCCAUUUGUGAACAUGGUUCGAAUUUCCCUCCCGUAUUUUGUCGCUGCAAAUCGCUGCUCACUCGCGUGCUAAAGGGAUACGGUUUGCGAUACGGAGCGAUAAAAACUGGCCCGAGCAUGUUCACCAAUGGUCGCCGUGUGCGAUGUGGUGUGCGGAAAUCGGCUUGUCAAUCACGUCAAUCUCCAUGGAGGUAAUUGGCUUUUAAAGUCUGAAAGUCUGUGUGAACUUUUCUUAAAACGCGAGUUCGAACCAGUGGACGUUCGAAUCUCGAGAAUUUUUCUAGAAUAAAGUUUCUUGGAGAAUACGCGUAUUACAGGUCUGCAAUCGUUGGAAAGGCCGUUUUUGCAUAUAAGAGGAUGUGCUGAUCAUAUUUUCUCUGCAAUGAAGAAUCGUCCUAUAGAAGUGGAAUUUUUGCAUCGCUCACCAAUAUGUGUCAAGCUACAGCUAACUCAAAUUUAUCCACAGGUUCAAGCUAACGAGUUAGUCCAAGUUUGCUCUUGCGAUAAAGAUGGUUGCAAUUUUGAUUCUAUGAAUGAUUCUGUUUUGAAAUUAUCUUAUUCAUUUUUGAGCUGUUUAUUUCUUUACAUUGUAUUAUGGUACAUUCAUUUUUUUUAAUGAUAAAAAUCUGAAAGCUACCAUCUCAGUAAAACAUGAAAUGUCCAUGCAUUUGGGCCUCUCUCGGCAAACCUCUGCAACUUUUCAGCAGAACUUAAGCAACUUUUACCUAACUUCUGCACAAACGCAGCUGAUGUUAUGCGUAGAAGUUGCUGGAGUUCUGCGCAGAAAUUGCUAUCGCCAAAAAGUUUGCUCAAAAGUUGCUAGGCAGUUGUUCAACAGCUGCUGAACUGUUGAUCAAAAAUUGAUGGCGCUGAAUGUUUGCUCGAAAAUUGCUAGAAUUCUGCGCAGAAGUUGUUAAUUCCAAACGUUUGCUCGAAAGUUUGGACCGGACCAACGAAAAUUGGAUGAUCUGCUUGGCUCGGUCUGUGGCAACAAGUACAUAACUACGCAAGAUUUACUAGAGGAAUUUUGCCGAGCGCAUGUCGUUUCCAAUGGUAUCUAUACACCUGGUUGUGAGAGAGACAACACAGGUGAUUCGCGAUCGGUCUAUUGAGAACGUAGGCCUAUGAUAUGCCUAUCAUUAACCAAUCGCGAGGAAAAAUUGCCUACAACACGUCUAUCGCUAAAAUUCUCGAAUUCGCAUAUGAUAGGCCUAUCAUAGGCCUAUUUACCUUGAAAAGGGUUCGCAAUAGGUCCACUAAACAUGAAAUUUUCGUGAUCGGUCCAUCAUGCGCUGACUUGAAACGGGCGGGGCCGGGCUUUAAAAAAAUUCUACAAGGCCCGGCCGGGCCCUUAUUUAGCAAGUCUGAUCAUGCGUCUAUUGAAGAACUAGCUCCGAGUUCUCAAUAGACCGACCACGAAUCACCUGUGAAGACUAUUUCUCUCGUCUAUCUCAUCCUCUCCGCAUAGAAGAGGUCGUAGAACACCUCCCUCAAAUUUCGACCUAUUGACCUAACUCCGCCCAUUCAACACGCCAACAACUUCCAACGCGCAAGCGAAAGAAUAGUAUUUCAAUAAUUCACAUUUAAAACAUAAAAUUAUCAUUUUUAUCAUAAUUCCUACAAAUACAAUUUAUCACGGAAUGGCCGAGCGGGGCCGUAAAAUCAAAAAUAUGGGUUAUUCAUUGUAUUUUUUUUUCGUUUUUUUACGUCAAAAAACUCUAUUGAGUAAUGUAAAACCAAAAGAAACGGAAAAAAAAACAUGAACUUAAUAACCCUAUAAGAUUCGCAUAUCGUAACUUUUUGCAGUUCUUGAAGGACCUAUAAAUUCUUGCGAAAUUUGAGAUUCUCAUUGAAACGUUCGAAACGAAUUUGCAUGAGAACCUCCAAAAUUUUUUUCUUAUUUACAGUACUCAACUUUAAAGGAACAUCACGUUCAAUCUUUUGGUCCCGCAACGAACGUGUUUUCGACAACCCGCUAAAAUUCGGUAAGAAAAUUUUUGGCUGGGAGUUAGAUACACUACAAAAACUCUAUUCGAGAAACAUCGCUUUUGGUUUUUCUAUUUUGAAUAUUUUCUUUUAAGGAACGAAAAUUGUUUUAUUUUCCAGGUCCAUCCAAGUUCCAGGAUCCUUCAAAUACUCCAUUGUGAUUAUACAUUGCGGUAAGUGAUGGUUUUUUGUCUUUGAAAUAUUGAAAUCCAUUUUACAGUAAACAAAUGCGAUUGCUGAUUAUCGAAUUAACACUUUUAUGCAUCAUAACUAUAAACUCAGUUGAUGUCAAGUGCCCGAAAGUUCCAAAAAAAUGCGUCUGCAAAGUACCAUUAAAAAGUUCUUUUUGAAUGUUCAACGAAAAUAUUCAGAUAGCUAAAAAGUUGAUAACCCUGGAAUGUGAAGAUGUUGGAAUGUUGAAUGUAGCCAAGGUAAAAUAUUCUGGUAAUCAUUCAUAUUUUAUUCUCAUUACAGGCCCUGGGUAAUAGCUAUAUCGACGAACUGUAUAUUUCCAAUGAAACCAGUGACAAUAUCGAAUCGCUGCCCUUUCGUGGAUUGCGCAGUAUUACUAUCACCAAAUCGCGGAUCAAUUCAUUCACUGCAAAAGUGAGUCAGAUAAACAGGAAUCCACAAAUUUUUCGAACCGGAGAAAAAGAAGUAACAGUGAAAGUGAAAAGUGGGUCACCGCGUCAAAUGUGAGAGGCUGUACAAGUGCGGUCAAUGAGACUGUACGGCCUUCAAACGUAAGGGAUCUCAUUCCGUCAUUUGCAUCAUUCCGAUCCAGCUACGCUUGACUCGGAUCUAGGCAGUUGUGAAAAGCUUAUCUGUCUACAGUAUUCAGGUAUCCAAAUGGCUUGGAACGGGGAUGGUCCCGUCUCGUGGUACCAAAAAGUAUCUUCAAUGUUACAAUUUGUUUUUCCUGACUCAUGGUACCCAGUGCAGGCACUCCCCCGGUUCCCGUCGCCCGCGUCCUAACUCUUUGGAUACCUGUACCAGUGUGUGAUUUCGAAAGCAGUUCGACAGAAGAAAAAAUUAUAAGAGGCGAUUUCUGAGAGACCCGAGAUAGGCCUGGCACGAAAAACUCAUGGCACAGUCAUACAGUGUCUUUUCAGUGAUUUCUUCGGUAAAUGCUUCAUGGCUAUCGUUUAGAAGCGGGGAAGCCGCAUUUUUCUUCUCAAAACCGUUACAAAGUUCACACGUUCAUUUAUAAUUUUCUCCGAAACAACUAAAUAUUUCCAUUUUAGUACACAAAAGCUAGCGAAGUCAACUUUUUCAUUUCUAUAACGACAAUAGUUGUGACGGUGAAAUUACAAGUAAACUAACGGUUCUGAGAACCCAACAAGCGGCGAAGCCGCUUCCGAGCGUAAAGUCGGCCCGCAGAGCGGACCCGUGAUAAACGAAAAAACAAAAGUCUUGUGAAAUGAUCGGAAUGAUGAUGAUGAUGUUAUCACAGGCAUGGGAGACGAUUGCGAGCACAGUUGAGCAUAUAACACUAAGCGGAAACCGACUCAGAAGCGUUCCCGUUUUUGGAAACAUGACCUCGUUGAUGUCACUGAACUUGAACGAUAACCAGGUAGGCCCGUUUUUGUUUUCGGUAGAGUAUGCUUUAGAAAUACGUGCAUGGACGUUUCGGCAGUUGCCAUCAUCAGCGAUUGGUUGAAUACAUACAAGUAGUGGAAAUAUGUUUUCUAACCAACUUAUUUCAGAUCACGAGUGUUUCCGAAUUUGCAUUCUCUGAUAUGCCAGCAUUGAGUCAGUUGCGAAUCGAGAACAACAAGAUCUGCGAGUUCCCAUCGUAAUUUUUCAAUUUUUAUUAAUAUUUUUCGUAAUUUUUCAACUUUGGCUUAAAUGCCUAUUGAACCGCGAAGCGGGCCCGGCUUCUAAAAGCUUUGUUUAAAAAAAAAACAACCCUUUGAAGCGAUAUAAUGGAAUGGACCUCGAACGAGAAAUAACUGUUACGAAAUAGAACUUUCUACGAAAAAUAACAUUGCAAAAAUUCGGACUUUUUGAAUUUCUCAAUUCUGAAAAAAAUUCAACAGCUGCUUGUAAGCACAUCUGCUGAUGUGUCAUCGAUUUUGAAACUGGAAAAGUGGAAAAAACUAGAAUUUUUAAAAUGAAAAUUAACGCAAAGGAUAGUAACUGCAUUUGGCGACGAAUCUGAAAAAGGGAGUCCGUGACAUAAGGUCGGAAAAAGUGCCAAAAGGUCGGAAAAAAAUGACAAAAGGUCGAAGGGUCGGAGGCCCUUUAUCUUUUUUUCCCGACCCUUUUUCAUUCCGACCUUUUGGUUUCCGACCUUUUCGGUUUUCCUACCUUUUGUCACGAACUCGAAAAAGGCGAAGUACUGAGUGCAGCAGAGCGCGUUUGCUUGGUGAUACGGGUUAGCAAUAGCGCACGGCCGACAACUUUAUACCGAUUAAAACAGUUAACCUCCAAUAUUAAUCAUUUUCCUUUCAGUAAAGCUCUAGAUGGUGUGAAACGAUCGUUAGUACUACUGGAUAUUAGUGGCAAUUGUCUCACUUCGAUACCCGCUCAAAUUCUCCGGAAUGCUGCUGGCUUGAUGUAUUUAGAUUUGGGAAGCAACAAUAUAAGCGAGGUUUUUUAAAAUUUAUUUUGAUCAUUUUUCAAGAAAUUCAUUCAGAUAAACAACUUUGAGCUCAUGAACCUGCCUCUGUUGCGAGAGCUCAGGAUACAGAACAAUUAUCUGCGGAGGAUCCAUCCGAUGGCUUUUAUGAACGUCCCACAACUUCAAUAUCUUUAUCUUCAAGACAAUGUUAUUUCUUCCUUGGAUGGAAAUCGUUUACAAGCAUUUAAACACCUUGAAGUUCUGGACAUUAGCAAUAAUGCUAUUCAAACGGUUAAAUUUUAAAGUUAUUUUUUAAUUUAGUCCGUUUCCAGCUUCCAUCGUUGAAGGACCUUCCAGAACUCAAGCAAGUUCGUCUUGACGGGAACAGCAUUAAAAAAAUAGAAACGCUAGCAUUCUCCAACAAUCCGAAAUUACAGUUAAUAAGCAUCCAGGUUUUUUGUCCUCUCAUCGUGUCUUCAUUUGCGCGACUUUGGAUUUCAGAACAACAAGAUAGCUCAAAUAUCAAGGAAUGCUUUCGAUUCACUGGAUAAGCUUGUAGUGCUACUUGUCGGCAAUAAUUCUCUCCAUAAAAUAGGUGCUUAUACACAUUUUAGGAUAAUCCUGAUCGAUAUUUUAUUCAGAACGUGGCAUGUUCGAUGGAAUUCGAAAUUUACAACAACUCAGCAUUCGCAAUAAUUCGCUUACUUCUUUGGAUACGCUCUCUUUCCCUCAACUCCUGCAUCUGACCACACUCGAUUUGGGAUACAACAAAAUAAGUGACAUUGAAGAGGUUCGCAAAAAACGAAGCGUAAUUCACGUUUUAUCAAUUCAGAGGACGUUCUAUUUUCUGGAAAAAUUAUUCUGGCUUGAUUUAUCACACAACAUGCUACGUGGUUUCCGUUCAGGCGUUUUCACUAAAAAAAUAUCAAACGUACUAUUGGACGGUAAGCAUAAAGUUUCAGAGUGUGACAAAAGUGGGGGUAAACUUGGAAUCGUGGAUUUCAAAGUAAUGAACAUUUGCGCAUGCGCCAUUGAAUUUCACAUAAAUUGCAAAAUAAUCGCUUUACAUAUGGCACUCAGAUAUUUCAGGGCAGUGAGUUGCCGUACUUUUCUCCUUAACGUGGUCAAAAUAGAUAAUACCACAAUUUCCUGUCCUAAAAAAGCUGAACCGUUAAUCGGUACACUCUAAAUUUGAAGUUUAAACUGCAUGCACAAACGUUACCUUUCCUAACUUUUAGCAUCCGCUAUUUUUUGGCUUAUCACCCUUUUGUCAUACUCUCUACUCUAAAGUUCUCAUAGUCGACUAUUGUCCAGUUAUAUUUGACACUUGGAAAAUGCACCUUGGCGCAGGGCUGGGCGAGCGAUUCAGUUCUCGUUGAUUGAGAAAUAGAUUUUAAAAAAAGGAAUAGAAUCAGCCUGUAAAAUGCACGUUAGUUGAAUUUCUGUGAUGUCCGCUUAAAGUUUCGUGGUGUCAGAUAUUUUUGAUGCUUUCCAAUAUAUAUUUUAAUGUUGUACAUACUUUUAGGGAACCAUCUUGUUUGUGACGAAACGAUAAAUCAAUUUCUGAGCUAUUUGAUUACAAACAAAGUGCGAACUUUCUUGCCAUUUCAACAGGAGAUUGUGUGUGCGGGUCCAGAAAAAUACGCCGGAGUUAGACUUAAAGAUUUGAUGAUGAAAAAAGCGAACGAUACUAUACGUGAAGGAUCACGAUUGAUCGGUCUUCAACACCAAAAUAAUCCAAAUUCAUUGCUUACCUCAUUCUUACCAUCAUUCGGACCUCUGGGAGGCAUGAACGGAGGAGCGCCUGGUUCAGCGAAUAGUUUUCCUCUGGUUAACACAAUAACCAAUGUAAGUGGUUAGUAAUAUAAUAAGCUAUCUAAUACUUUUUCAGGCUAUUCCCGCUCUUAGAUCCAUUCCCGGCAUAAAUGGGAACAGCCAUGCAACCAAUGGAGCAUCUUCUUUACCCAACAAAAAGUUUAACGACGCUAUAGAACAGGUUUUAUUUUAUUUUAUCAGUGUUGAUCAGAGACUGGAAUUAUUAAUGAAAGUCUUCACGAUUUUUCCCAAUUUCAGUUCACUGGCCCUCUUGUGAGAUUUGCGACCGGAGGCCAACCUGUUGCUGGUGAUAUAGAGCAGCUCAUUCGUUCUAUUCCUAAUAUGGUUGUUAAUGUUCCCGGAUUUGGGGACGUGGAUCUGAGCAAAAUGGAUCCAUCGAUGAUCCAAUAUAUCCUUAACGGGGGACAAGUGCCGGGAAUAGAUAAAGCAACCCUUGAUGCAAUAGUGAAGCAAGCAAUGCAAAAAAUGCACACAGCAGCUGCAGCCAAUCUUGCCGGAAAUCCUAUGGAAGGCCAAGAUAAGGUUUUGCCUCCUCUGGAAAAACUUCCUUCAGAACUUGUGACGCAAGUGAUGUCAGGCGAAUCACUGCCUGGACUAGAUCAAGAACAAACGAAGACAAUCAUGGUAAGUUAAAAAUAUUUUUACUGGGUGUUCAAAUACGUCCGUGCGGGAUGUUCUCAUUCGUGCAAAAUGAAAUAAAGACGGCACCAUUCUUGACGGUAUAAAUCUCCUCUAUUGUUCCGAACAUUACAAAACACAAAGUUUGUGAUAUCCAGUAUUAAUGGAGAUGCAAGCUUCAUCCCGAGAGUAUAAUAUUCGAUUGAUCUGCCUUACCCACACAGCCCACUUUUGAACAAAGUUUCGUUUUUUUUUUCAAAAAUUUGGAAGUUUUUUUGAACGACUUUUUGUUCGUCGGGCCGACUGGGUCGGAUAAUUUUAAGUUUCGGCCAGAAACAUUGCAAGUCUGCUAAAAAGGUCGUCCAAGUUUUGCUCAGAUCGGUACUCUCAGAGUUCAGUUGCUAACAGAGAUUGUAGACACGAGUUUCCGUGCUUAAUAAUAGUAGUGCUUUUACAGGAAUACUAUACUCAUCAAAUGCCGGGAAUGGAUGGAGUGCCGGCUCGUCCUGUCAACAGCAAUGGCAAUUCGUCCAACAUCAUGUUCAAUCCUGCCAUUUUUGAUUUGCUUAAAAUGCUUCCACCCGGGUAUAACCUCAGCAAAAUUCCGAUGGAGGUUAUCAACGCAGUGACACGUGGAGAAGUUCCCGACAUGCGGCUUUUGCCAAUCGAUCUACUGGAACACUUCAAGCAACAUACAUCGUCGCUAACUUCAAUGUUCGCGGGGGCUACUGCUAAAAAUAUUUCAAUCGAAGAAAUAUUAGAGAAGUUACCAGUGUUUGUGCGCCCAGAGCUUUCCACCUUUGUACCAUACGACAUUAAUGAACUCACCAGCGAGAUGGUUUUGGAAAAAGAAGUCAAUGAGAGACAUCGGAACAUUCGACUCGUAACUGCCAUCGCACUUGCUUUCGUCGGAGCAGUUACCGUGUUCGUUCUUAUUUUCUUUGUUAAGUAUACUAAGAAACAACGCUCAACACGGAAAAGGUGUGCCUGGAAUCCGAAACUAAAUAAUUUAGUGAGUUGCAGCAUGAACUAUCAAAACUCUUCAACGGGAAGCUUUGCUGGACCGACUAAUGUUGUUGCCGCAAGUGGAAGCACAUCCGUGAGGUCAUCCGUUGCUCCAUCGCCUAUUCGUCCACCACUGAUGUCCAUUCCGAAGACACCCAAAAAUCGAACCCUCGAAAGUACAUUCGGACAGCCUCAACUUUGUUCUACUCUAAUUGAUACACCACAGAUCUCAAAAAGUUCCCAAUAGCCUUUUUCGAAGUCUUUUUUCACUGCACGUUUACGGUUCGGUUUUCUCUUGGUCCUGUUGACGGGUUUUUCAUGUAGUUAGCUCAAGUCUUACGGUAGACAAAUUGCUCAUGUCAUAUUUUAUUUUUUUACUCACUAUUGCACAUUUUUUCUCACACAAUAACAAAUGUAAAUGAAGAUUGACGAGGAUCACACUUAAGACGGUUUCGAUAGACAUCGGACCCUGUCAUCAUUCAUCAUGGCAAAAGCCGUGCCGUGGCAGUGCACUGCAGUGUGCAGUACACUGUGUACUAUCGAAAAAAUAUCUGGGAACUCGAUCGCAAUCUAAUUAGAAAACUUUGCAAUCUAAUACGAACUCGUUUGAAAUAGAAUUUGCUUCAAUUAGAUUGCAAAAUCUUUUAAUUAGAUUGCAAUCACAGCAAUUUUUCUAAUUAGAUUGCAAUUUUUUCUUAUUAGAUUACAAUUCAGGAAAAAUAUAUUGUAAUCUAAUACGAUUUUACUGGAACUUCAAUUAAAUCCAGACUUGCAACAUCCUCCCGGCCCGGCCCGGUCGGCCCGGGAGGAUGCACCUAAAAAUUCAAAGCGAACUAGAACUUCGAAACGAACAUAAUUUUAUAGACUUAAAUUUUAUAGACUUAAAAAGGCAAUGUUAUAGCAUAAAAACCUGUUAAAAAAUAGAAAUUGCUGUUUAAAGUCGCAAAAUUUUCACAAAAAUUACGAAAAUUUUCUCAAGAGUGGGCGGAGCCGGGCCGACCGGGCCGGGCCGACGAUUUGCUGGCCCGGCCCGGCCCGGCCCGAGCGAGCCAGGCCGGGCCGGGCCAAAACCGGGCCGGGCCGGCCCGGGAUUUGGCAAGUCUGAUUAAAUCUGAUUAGAUUGCGAAAUAGAGCUUUUUCUUUUUAGAUUGCAAACUCUUCUAAUUAGAUUGAAAUCGAGUUUCCAGAGUACUCGGCAAAGGCGCGCCACUUUUGCGCAAACUUUAAGAAUUUUCGCAGAUUUUGCGCAAACUUUAAGCGUCCUCGCAGCUUUUGCGCAAACUUUAAGUGUUUUCGCAGGUUUUGCGCAAACUUUAAGGCAUGACGAAACUGCUGUGAAAACAUUGCAUUUUCAGUACUCUUCGCUUUUUUCAGCUUGUUUUUAUGCGUCUUAUUGCUUAUCAAAUUGAAACAACUUGUCUUUUUCCGUAUUUCCUCGGUUUGAGCGCAUUUCAAGCGAAAUUUCAGUCGGAUUUCGACAACUUCGCCCGAAACGAAGAGUUCUUUCUGGAGGGAAUAUUUAUUUCAGAAAAGCGAAUUAUGAAAUAUCGUGUAUAAAUCGGGGAGAGAACGCAGCCGCUGACAAUAUCUCUUGAAACUCGCCGUCUUCUCAUUUUUGAACUUUUUCUUCUCUUCUUCAAGAUUUUUCUUUUCGAUCAUCUCUUUCCCGAACUUGCACUCUCUUCUUUUCAGAGCAACGGACAUGGCCAGCCGGAUGAACAUGCCUGCAAAAUGUGAGCCUUUUCAGGGAAAAUUCAAGAAAAGCCCCCCACCUCAGCAGUUCGAACCCCCCAGGUUAUAAACAACCGUAGAAAUGCCCCCACCAGUACAAAAAAAGUGGGGGCUUUUUCCUGACGACGGGGGGGGGUCAUACUUGAACGCUUCUGUUCAACAAUCGCGCACAGAAAUGGCGCUCUGUUGAGAAACUCUUUUUGCAGUGCAAAUUGAGCGACCUCGGGGCCGAGUUUAAAAAGUUAGGCCACAUUUUCAGUGGAAAAUUACUUCGUGGCCUAGAAAUUCGGCCAGAUUGCGAACAGCGCCCUUUCUGUCCGGUGCCCCUAUAAUAUUAAUAGUCAGAAAGUUCAAUAUUGCUAUUGGAGAAAUUCAGAGGCUUUUUAGAGUUAUUUUUAAAAAGUUUCUUUCAGUGCGUGGCCAUCUCGCUCCAACUCUUCGCCAGCCAGACGUCGACACGGUAUGAUUUCUUUCUAUUAUUAGAAUAAUAAAUUACAGCACACUGAGUCACAGCGUGGACAUGAGACCAAAGGAGACUGCUGGCGCAUCUUGCACUCACUUGGCGCACUAUUGGAUUUUGUGGUUUCGCAAUUAAAAUCUUUUUCUCGUUUUUAUCUUUUAAAACAUGUCGAAACGCAAUUUUUCGUUACAUAUUUGUUGCAAAAAACUCAAUUUUGAAUUUUCAGGACUCGUUGCAACAAUUUCUGCAGUUGGAAAGGCGCGACGCUGAUGGAAAUUGCCGAGCGGCACGGAGUAGCGGUUAGAAUAAAAAAGAACAGUUAUUUUCUUCCCCGAUAAAUAUUUUCAGGUUUUCCCCAUAAUUUUACCGGAUUGCGGCGGACACGCGAAUAG
Molecule: messenger RNA, 12346 nt
Organism: Caenorhabditis sp. 36 PRJEB53466
Lineage: Eukaryota; Metazoa; Nematoda; Chromadorea; Rhabditida; Rhabditidae
Source: the annotation of a GenBank genome assembly